CCGCCCGCCGCCGAGCCGCCGCCGCGGCGCGCAGAGCGGGCGCGCUGCCCUCCUCCUCCUCCUCUUCCUUCUCCCUCCUCCUCCUCCUCCUCCUUCUCCUCCUCCUCUUCUUCCUCCUCCUCCUCCUCGUUAGAUGCUGCGGCGGCCGCCCGGGAGCAGCCCCGCUCCGCGCACGGCCGCCGACCGCGGGCAGCAGCGGAGCGGCGCGGAGAUGGUACCGCUGGUGCGGAGCGCCGGGGGCUCCCACCAGUGGCCGGCGAUAGUGGUCCUCGGCCUGUGUUGUCUCCUACCUCCCGGGCGACUCGCUGCUCCCGGUGGGGACUUCCCCGGGGCGACCGUGGACAAUCUGGUGGUCAGGAAGGGGGACACGGCGGUGCUUAGGUGUUACUUGGAGGAUGGAGCUUCCAAAGGUGCCUGGCUGAACCGGUCAAGUAUUAUUUUUGCUGGAAGUGACAAGUGGUCAGUAGAUCCUCGGGUUUCAAUCGCCACAGCAAACAGAAGAGAAUACAGCCUGCAGAUACAGGAUGUCGAUGUGACAGAUGACGGUCCCUACACUUGUUCUGUGCAAACUCAGCACACUCCUAAAACGAAGCAGGUGCACUUAACUGUACAUGUUUCCCCGAAGAUAUACCGCAUUUCAAGUGACAUCGUUGUGAACGAAGGGAGCAACGUUACCCUGGUGUGCCUGGCCACGGGGAAGCCAGAGCCUUCCAUUUCCUGGAGACACAUCUCUCCAUCAGCAAAGCCCUUUGAGAGUGGGCAGUACCUGGACAUCUAUGGAAUUACAAGGGACCAGGCUGGGGAAUACGAGUGCAGCGCAGAAAACGAUGUCUCGGUCCCAGAUGUGAAGAAAGUAAAAGUCACAGUAAACUUUGCCCCCACAAUUCAGGAACUUAAAUCCAGCGGUGUGGUGCUUGGAGGGAACGGCCUGAUACGGUGCGAAGGUGCAGGAGUUCCUGCCCCGGUCUUUGAGUGGUACAAAGGAGAGAGGAAACUGAUCAAUGGUCAACAAGGAAUCACUAUUAAAAAUUAUAGCACAAGAUCACUUCUUACUGUUACCAAUGUGACAGAAGAGCAUUUUGGCAACUAUACAUGUGUCGCUGCCAACAAGCUAGGGACGACCAAUGCCAGCCUGCCUCUCAACCAAAUUAUUGAGCCUACUACCUCUAGUCCUGUCUCAAGCCCAGCUCCCAGUACAGCCCAGUACGGGAUCACCGGCGAUGCCGAAGUCCUCUUCUCCUGCUGGUACCUUGUGUUGACACUGUCCUCCCUCACCAGCAUAUUCUACCUGAAGAACAUCAUUCUGCACUAAAUGUAAAGACCCAUAAAAGGCUUUUAAGGAUUCUCUGAAAGUGCUGAUGACUGGCUCCAAUCUGGUAGAGUUUGUUAAAAGCAGCGUGGGAUAUAAUCAGCAGUGCUUACGUGGGGAUGAUCGCCUUCUGUAGAAUUGCUCAUUAUGUAAAUACUUUAAUUCUACUCCUCUUUUUGAUUAGCUGCAUUACCUUGUGAAGCAGUACACAUUGUCCUUUUUUAAGACGUGAAAAACUCUGAAAUUACUUUUAGAGGAUAUUAAUUGUGAUUUCAUGUUUGUAAUCUCCAAGUUUUCAAAAGCAUUCAGUCAUGGUCUGCUGAGUUGCAGACUGUAGUUUACAAAAAAAAAGAGAAGAUAUUGCAGUAAAAAUGUGCUUCUUUAAGGCUGCAAUACAAAUAUUCAGUUCCCUUCUUGAACAGCAUUGAACCCACAUUUACACAGACACAUUUUUCCUUUUUUGAUAGAAAAAAUAACAAAUAAUAUUGCCUUCAAAAUAAUAUUUCUUCAAAAUAUUACACAUAUCUAGAUUUUCUUCUAGCAUGAUAUUCAGGUUUCAAGAAUGAGCCUUGUAUUAUAACUGCAUUGUGCAGUACUGCUUUCUGGUUUCUUUCCUUUCUCCUGCAAAUUCAGCAUGGGUGUGCCUUCAUAAAACACUUCUUUCCUCUUCCUCUCCAACAAAUCUGGAAUGUCUUUUGGGAAAUGCUAAAGCAUCCUUUUGAGCAUAACAAAUCUCUAGUCUAGGACAAAGGUGCUAUUGGCUAAAAGCAAAACCUCCUCUCCCAUCUCCAGGGGGUCAUCAAAAAGCUUCAGACUUAGGUUUUUAGGCAACCAGUUGAGGAUAGCACCAACUCCUCUUUGUGUUUUCCAUCUAGCACCACUGACCAGUAGAUGAUUUCAGUAAAAACCAGUUUUUCCCAUUACAAAACAGAACACAAAUUAUUUUGAGACAUCUUUUGAAUGUAGGAAUGUUUCCCUUAGUCAUUCUAAAGCCAAAUUCCUCAAUGGCUGUAAAUGUCAGAAGCUGAACUGUCCCUUUUGUAUUACUGGCAAAAACUAUGUGAAUUGGUAUUUUUCUUGCACUUAAUUUUGUACUGGUUUGGCUAAUUUAGCAAUGAUAAAGGAUGCUUUUAAAUAUUAGAUAUCUGAAAAUACAUGAAGUAUCAAGCAGAAUUUUAUAUAUAUACAUAUAUAUAUAUUAAAACGAGGUUGCUCCAAUAACUGUACCGAAGUGCAUGUUGCCGUCCACGAUAGAAUCAUCAUUACAGACAGGACUUCAUUACCGACGUACUAACGCUGUACAAAUAGCUUGCACAGCAGUUAAGGCCUCAUACCUAAUUUCCUAGUACUGCAGUCUAUCGAGAUAGAUAACGCUCAUUUCACCCAGUGAAGGAUCAAGUUCUGAAAUAGCACCUAAUGCUACUAACUUUGUUGUUUUUAAGCAGCCCCGGACAGCACUAAUGCAAAAUGUUACUCACCGUUUAUGGCUGAGUUUAAAUGCCAUCUGUGUAAACUGCUGGGGCAUGACGAUGGCCAACAGCCCUUGACUACAACAUCCCUUUGUGACCCCAACAGAUUUUGACUUGCUUACAAAGCAGCUAUUGAUGACAAGAGUAACAAAACCACUAUUGACACCAACACUCCUAUGUUUUCUCUAUCUAUAUGUCUGGUAGGUGACACAAUUCCUGUAGUCGAUGUUUUGUCUCCUAUCAAUCCAUAGGUUUUUGUAGCAAGCAAUACCAGAUGAGCACUGUGCAUACCCAGCAGUUCCAAGUUCAGCUCACAGGUACCCCAGUUUUUGGAAAGGCAGACUCUGGGUUUCACUAGUCUCAGUAUACACCACCCCAUGCUAACAGAAUAUACACUGAAUCUGUUGUAGUUAGUGAUAAAGGGUAUAAAAGAAAUAUGUUGACUCCAAAACAUGGGAAUGGAGUGUCCUGGGUCACUGUGGAUGUUCAGUGACAGAUCAUACUAUUUCUAUCUUAUUUCCAGUUACUAUUUUCAGUAAUGUAGCAUUUUUUAAAACCUCAAAUAACAUGAGAAACUUAAUCCUCUGAGGAAACAGUCAAAACCCAAUUCAAAUUGUACUAUACACAGUCCUGAUAUCCUGAUGUCUCUUGUAUUGCAGCUUUAAAGUGCUAUAUUUUAGAACCCAUUUGCUAGAAACAGUGGUGCUGCAGAAAGUAUUGUGUCAGUAUGGUUUUAUGAGGGGAAAAAAAAAGGAUAUGCAUAGCCCAGCUCAUGCGCCUUGUCUCACAUAAAACUGAGAUGUUUCUAUACUGUGGCUGGAUCAAAUUCCAUAUUUCAAUGAUAUAUUUCAUUCCAGUGGUUCCCAAGACCUGAAACAUGGUAUUUCCAGCAGCAGAAUAGAAUGAACAGCAGCUUUAUUAAAUAUAUUUCAAAAAGAUAAUUAUAAGUUGACUGUUUGCAUUCAUACCUGCUAGAGCUACUGGAUAACAUGGAUAUUCAGUCCCAUCUCAGACUUUUCACUUGAAUUUGGGGGGACACCAUUAUUGUCAAGUUUAAAAAGUCAAAAGCAAACAAACCCUAAACAUUUCUGGGUGCCAGUGGUGUUUCCUUAGAUGAAAUAAGUGUUUGAUAGCGGUCAGGCCUAUUAAAACAGGCAUUUGAUAGCAGUGUUUGGUGGUGGAUGCGUGUGUGGGUGCAAAGCGCGGCACAGGGCGAGCUCUUGGUGUCUGUGGACUUAGUCAGCUUGUGAGACUUGCCCGCUCCAUCCUCCACUCCUACAUAGAGGUGCAGCCGUGCUGAGCUCGGUGCACCAGUUAACCCAACAGACCUAGUACGUGCAGCCAAACGCCCUUAAUUAUUGCAGGAUUGGAGCUGUAGGCAGCAUGGAUCAAAUAAAGCAGCAACCAAGUUGGUGAAUGUUCCAUGCAGUGAACUGGGAAUUGUACAGACUGGGACUUAUUGAGGUGUUCCAAACCGGACAGUGCUGCAAAUAGAACACAGCCACGUUUCACAAAACCUACCCACCCUUUUAAUCUGUAGGUGUGUUUGCGUUAGGCAAUGGUUGGAGGGUAUGUUCUAGGCUUCUUCAAAGGGUUAACCCACACCGGUCACAUCUGUUGGGCAGAUAUUAUUCUAUUUAUUCCUACCUUUAAAUAAAUAAAUGGCUUAGCUCCAAGCAGCAUAACUGAGGUUGUUGUCCACAUCAAACCCCCCCAGGUCUGUAACACCAUAAGUAAGUUCCUACGUGUGUAAUAACUCAGGUCUGCAGUUGCCAUUGCGCCGGUGACAUCCAUAGAAGCAAUGAUGCUCUUAAUUACACAGUUGCUGAUGGUGAUAUUAUACUAAUACUAAAUUAAAGGAUGUCUCACAACUUCCUGAACAAAUGCAGUUUCUUGAGGGUUUAUAACUUGGCAGGAAAUGCAUCCUUCAGAGCUAGACAGCUUUUUUUAAGCUUUUCAGUAUAUAUAUAUAUUAUUUUAGAAACUGUGCUGUUUUUAAGAUGCAGGAGUGUUAAAACCCGUCAUCAGUGAAAGCUGCUUUUUUGCACAUUUUCAUAGCUGGCAUUCUGGACAGACAAUGGGAAAUGUUCUGCCUACCAAAAUCUCCACUUAGCCCACAGAACUGUGUUAUAAAGAAUGUCUAUACCAAAAUAUGUACUUACAUGGAUGAACAAUAUGCCUUAAAGACUAAAUAUGCAUUUACUUCUAAGACUAGGCCAGAAGUGUGCCCAGUAUGGAGGUAAAUAAUCCAUAUUUCAUAGCC
Molecule: messenger RNA, 5041 nt
Organism: Pezoporus flaviventris
Lineage: Eukaryota; Metazoa; Chordata; Aves; Psittaciformes; Psittacidae
Gene: NEGR1
Product: neuronal growth regulator 1
Exons: 8
Coding region: 134-1312 (392 amino acids)
Cellular component (GO): neuron projection
Source: RefSeq, a predicted model, not a curated record